AUUCUUUGUUACGCCCACCAGGUGAUUAAAUGUUGACUCUAACGUAAUAUGUACUUUCUGACGACAUCCGGAAGUCUUAGACAGCUAGCAGUCUUGCCUAAAACUCCACCUUUCUGAGAAACAUCACCUCACGGAAGUUCACCGUCAAGCAUUCAAAUCCCCGCGCCCUGAUUGGCCGGACCCUCCCAGGAUCCCAGAAUGUCGUCAGUCCAAGCUCUGUUGACAAACCCACCUCACUCCAAAACCCCGCCUUCCGGACCGCAUUCCUCACCUCAACCCUCCCGAAAAGCUUGCAUAUCCCUCAGUUUGAUACGACAAGACUGGUCACUAUCUAUCAUGGCAUCUGCAACCGGCAUCCCAGACCAGAACCCGGACUCGCUCCUUGGUCGCGGCGAGGAAGAGCCGCUGCUGGGGAGACCCGGCGAUGCGAAGCAAGAGGACGGGAAGCCGCUGUGGGCCAACCUAUGGAUUGGCACUGGUGUCGUUGCUCAAGCAGGCAUCUGGAUCCUCGCAGCUAUAGUAUGGGGCGCCAUCUUCUCCCACGACCUCAUCUUCUUCUCCGCUCACCCCCUCCUUAACUCCGCCGGCCUCCUCCUCGCAACCCAAGCUGCCCUCAUCCUCCAACCCACCCACACCCCCGACCAGAAGCGCCACGGCACCUACAUCCACGCCAUCCUGCAUCUCCUCUCCAUCGGCUCCCUGCUCGCCGGCCUCAUCGUGAUCGAGCGCAACAAGCUCGGCCACGGCGGGAACCUGCAGUCCCCGCACGCAAUCCUCGGCCUGGUCACCUACAUCCUCUUCCUGCUGCAAGCGCUGGUGGGCUUCACGCAAUACUUCACCCCGAAGCUGUACGGCGGCGUGGAGAACGCGAAGAAGGUGUACAAGUACCACCGCGCGUCCGGGUACGUGAUACUCACGGCGGGGCUGGUGACGGUGGCUGCGGCGACGCAGACGACGUAUAAUCAGGAAACUCUGGGUAUCCAGCUUUGGGCGGUGAUUGUGGCGAGUGUGGUUACGUUGGCGGGGUUGUUGCCGAGGAUCAAGAAGCAGAAGCUGGGGUUGUGAGCUUUGGUGGGUGGGUGAGAGGUGAGGGAGGCCCUCGGAGGGCUGGAGAUGUGUGCAAAGGGGUGGUGAAGUGGAGCUGAUACUGUAUAUAGCGUCCUGAUGAUCGAAAAGCGGUGUAAUUUGGAGCCUAGUAAUUACGUAAUGCUUUUUUGGACACGAAAUCGACUCUAGCCAAGCAGUGUUUUGAUGUGCUGAGCACCUGUCCAAGAGUCCUUCAGUGUGUUGGACACACCUCCAAACACAUAGAAAUCAAGGGACGAUUUACACCUCUUGUCCAAAAACAUGCCAAAACAAAGUUUAGAUUAGGCAGAUUGGCUCCCGUUUCACGCUUCUUAAUGUCUUAAAAACUCCCCGAAUUCCAUGCUCUAAUAUACAGCAUUCAAAAGUAAUACGCCAAAAGAGAGCAGAAAUAGGG
Molecule: messenger RNA, 1480 nt
Organism: Mytilinidion resinicola
Lineage: Eukaryota; Fungi; Ascomycota; Dothideomycetes; Mytilinidiales; Mytilinidiaceae
Exons: 4
Coding region: 337-1065 (242 amino acids)
Molecular function (GO): transmembrane monodehydroascorbate reductase activity
Source: RefSeq, a predicted model, not a curated record